GUUUAUUUGUUCUGAUAAAUAAGUAUUGUUAAACAGCUUGGAUGGUGUAUUUGCUGAAGGGUGUCAUCUAAUUUUGGAUUAUGUUUACUGAACCCACUCAAUUUCAAUUUUGUUUAUGAAGUUCUUCGCCAUUGCAUUCUUGUCACGCUUUCGCUGUGCCUAGCCUCGCGGUUGUGCUUGGGGUUGCAUCCCAUUCUUCUUUUGUAUUUUUCAAGUUGGACUUCCUUCGGGUUAAUUUAAUCAGGGGUUUUUGUGGAUAAGAGAGAGCUAUAAUGGCUGCCCAGAAACCUGGUGUUAUUGCUUUGUUUGAUGUUGAUGGGACUCUUACAGCUCCCAGGAAGGUGGCCACUCCAGGGAUGUUAACAUUUAUGCAAGAACUACGAAAGGUUGUAACAGUUGGAGUUGUUGGAGGUUCUGACCUUAUAAAGAUAUCAGAACAACUUGGAAACACAGUUACCAAUGACUAUGAUUAUGUAUUUUCUGAGAAUGGUCUUGUGGCUCACAAGGAAGGAAAACUCGUUGGAACUCAGAGUUUGAAGUCAUUCCUUGGGGAAGAAAAGCUGAAGGAGUUCAUUAACUUUACUCUCCAUUAUAUUGCUGAUUUGGAUAUCCCUAUUAAGAGGGGAACAUUUAUAGAAUUCCGUAGUGGGAUGCUGAAUGUGUCACCUAUUGGCCGAAACUGUAGUCAAGAAGAAAGAGAUGAAUUUGAGAGAUAUGACAAGGUUCAAAAUAUACGCCCAAAAAUGGUUUCUGUACUUCGCGAGAAGUUUGCUCAUUUUAACUUAACUUUUUCCAUUGGAGGACAGAUAAGUUUUGAUGUUUUCCCUCAAGGUUGGGAUAAAACAUACUGCCUAAGAUACCUCGACGAUUUCAAUGAGAUUCACUUCUUUGGUGACAAAACUUACAAGGGUGGAAAUGAUCAUGAAAUCUAUGAAUCUGAACGGACUAUUGGACACACAGUUACAAGCCCAGAUGAUACUGUGAAGCAGUGUAAAUCUCUGUUCCUAGAAAAUUGAAGAUAUUUGCAGAAACGUGCUUUUAUUGAGAAUUGCAGAGGAAGUGUAACCGUACAUGUUCUACAUUGGACCAUAUAGGCUGUAAUCAAAGCUCUUCAGUUUGAUUGUCUGUUCACAUUUUGGUUUAAUAAUAAGUUUAUCAUUCCGUAAAAUUUGAUGGAGUCUA
Messenger RNA from Vigna radiata var. radiata (mung bean), 1182 nucleotides. Its product is annotated as phosphomannomutase. Bases 273 to 1016 code for a protein of 247 amino acids. The transcript has 13 exons. Gene Ontology annotation, biological process: protein N-linked glycosylation; GDP-mannose biosynthetic process; mannose metabolic process. Lineage: Eukaryota; Viridiplantae; Streptophyta; Magnoliopsida; Fabales; Fabaceae. The record is from RefSeq and is a predicted model, not a curated record. Gene Ontology annotation, cellular component: cytosol. Gene Ontology annotation, molecular function: phosphomannomutase activity.